CUGGUUAUCUGUAAUGGCAAAGUUUCAAGGCUUAAAAAGAUCAAUGGUGAACCGGCGGUGUUUUUGGUAUCUGUUGCAAUUGGUCUAUUAUCAACUUUACAGCCCCUUUUUCUGUAUUGGGCUACAUGCAUCAGAACUUACAAUUCAGGAACAGAAGAUAGUGCUGCUGAAACAUGUGCAUCAUUAUCCAAAUCUGAAUAUGCUGCCUAUGAGGAUGCGGUUCAAAAACAAGUUUCAACAAUGAAAAUUUUUUUGCAAAUGACAUCUGGAAUUUUGUCAUUGAUUGUUGCACCAAUUAUUGGCACUUGGUCUGAUGAAAAUGGAGAACGCAAAAAACCGUUGUUAAUUGGUCUUGGAGGCUUUUGUGCUUAUGCUAUCGUUCAAUUGAUUGCCAUCGUGUCAUACAGACAUUUAAAUGCCUAUCAUAUACUUCUUUUUGGCGAAGCGAUACUGGGUUUGAUUGGAGGUGUUGCAACCAUUCAUACGUUCCUGUUUACAAUUGUCACUGAUGACUCCAGAAACCAGAUGAGCGCUGCUUCUUCAAAUGUACCAAUUCGUAUCGCUAUCUCGAGUGCUGCUCAAGCUUUGGGACAAAUGGUUGGAAGUCUUCUUGUAUCACUGUGCAGCGUAUCGGCUAAAGUAUCUGUAUCAAGACACGUUAAUGGAUAUAUAAAUUCGGUAUUUGUCGGUAAUGCGUUUUCUUUCGUCACCCUAAUCUAUGCUAUUUUUGCCGUCAGAACAGUCAGCUACGCUAGUGAGUUUUUCUUAUGGAAAGAGGCUGCACGAAAUUUCUUUUACAAUAUCUUUGAGGUUGUUCUUAAGCCUCGACCUGGCUGGACUAGAUUUUGCUUAAACUUAUCUGCAUUUUCAAUCUUUGCUGAAUAUCUCUCUCUUGAUAGUCAGUUGUUAUUGCUGUUUGUUAAACGUGAACCAUUUUCAUGGAGUGAUAAUCUAUAUGUGUUCUAUAAUGUAACUAAAGCAUUUAUAUUCACUGUGGGAAUGAUAGUUUUUCCAUUGAUUAUAUCAAAAACAAAUUUUAUUGGAAAAGACUCAGUUCUGAUUUUAUUGGGAGUGUUCGCUGGCAGCCGAAUAAGCGAAAAAUACCAUUUUUUUUCAGCUACAAUAUGGUCUUUUUUUGCCGGAGCGAUUGGACCAGGCUACCGUUCUUUGCUUCCACGAUUGGUGGCUAAAGAGGAGACCGCACGAUUAUACACAGUGUUCAGUCUAAUAACGGUUGCGUCGCCAAUUAUCUCAUCGGUGGUUCUCAAUAAUAUAUACAAUUUAACUCUCAAUGUUUGGCCCGGUUUUGUUUUCUGUCUUUGUGGAAUAAUUCAAAUAUUCGUUUUUGUUGCACAGUUAGUUACUCAUAUCCUUAUGCGACAGCAGUGGUCAAAGAAACAAACGGAUCAAACAAAUGUAACUAAUCAAUUAGAUUCUGAAGCUACAACUUCUCUAGAAGCUUAA
Enterobius vermicularis (human pinworm) is the source of this 1464-nucleotide messenger RNA. NCBI's taxonomy places the organism in Eukaryota, Metazoa, Nematoda, Chromadorea, Rhabditida, Oxyuridae. The record is from the annotation of a GenBank genome assembly.